AGCAGCUCAUGUGGCAGUUCGCCAAUCUCUUUCUCAAGACUGAGACACCAUCCCAGCUAAUGGCCGGCUUUGUCUCCGUCGACUCUGCUCUCUAACCUUCAGUUUCUACGCGAGCAGAGGAGGGGGCUCUGGCAGGAAUUCCUUGGAUCUGGAUGCAGAGCAAGUUUCGUCUUGGUCGCUUGUGUUAGUCCUUCCUUUCCUGAUGAUCCAGAUCCCCUUGCAGAACUCUGAUCAGUUUAUUACUUUGCUCAUCGCCACCGAUUGAAGUGGAUCUGUGGAGUAUGGAGACAGGAAAAGGUGUAGCAGCAUGGUUUUCUCUUGGUGAUUGAUCGACAAUUUUAUGUUAUCUAUUUUCGUUAGCUUGGGCUGACCAUCGGAGUAAACUGCAUCUUCAAAAUGAUCACUAUUGAUUCCUAUUGUUAAAGGCUUCCCCUUGCUGGAAGACUGGUUUGUAAGCCUGGUAUUUUUAGGUGGAUCUCCGCCCUGUGAAUGCAAUUUUAUCUGUUUGAUGGCAACCGUUGUAGCAUCUUUGCUUGCAUCAUGUGCCAAUAAGUUGAAAGAUAUCAUUAUUGAUGAGGCCAUACUAAUCCUAGGGGUGAAAAAAGAGCUCAGAGAAGUCCUGCAAAGAGUAGAACUAAUCCGGUGCUGUAUAUAUGAUGCUGAGAAAAGGGGGACAAAAGAACUAGCAAUAAAUAAUUGGCUUGGUCAACUGAGAGAUGUUAUAUAUGAUGUUGAUGAAAUCUUGGACGUGGCUAGAUGUAAAGGAAGCAAGCUACUUCCUGACCACCCUUCGUCAUCAUCAGGCAAAUCAGUUGCAUCUAAAGGCCUUUCAAUGUCCUCUUGUUUUUGCAACAUUGGGCCACGCCGUGAUGUUGUUGUUCGGAUUAGAAACCUCAACAAAAAGAUUGAGAACAUUGCAAAUGACAAGAUAUUUUCAACUUUCAACAGUAGUACGCUGUCUACUCGAAAUGGUCCAACAUCCAAACUGAUAAGAAGCUCCAACCUUGUUGAGCCCAACCUUGUGGGGAAGGAGAUCAUACAUUCUAGCAGGAAACUGGUGGACUUGGUGCUUGCGCAGAAGGAAAAUAAGUCUUACAAAAUAGCUAUAGUUGGAACAGGAGGAGUUGGUAAGACAACUCUAGCUCAGAAAAUAUACAGCGAUCAGAAAAUAAAAGGAAACUUCAAGAUACAAGCAUGGGUCUGUGUUUCACAAGAGUACAAUGAAGUAGCUCUUCUCAAAGAGGUUCUUAGAAAUAUUGGUGUGCACAAUGAGCAAGGUGAAAGCAUAACAGAGCUACAGAGAAAACUUGCAGAAACAAUUAAAGGAAUCAGUGUUUUUUUGGUUUUGGAUGAUGUGUGGCAUUCCAACGUAUGGACAGAUUUACUAAGACCUGCAUUUCAUGGAACAACUGCCGGAGCAAUAUUAGCAACCACACGAGAUUAUCAAAUUGCAAAAAGAAUAGGUGUGGAGUAUACCCAUCGAGUUGAUAUCAUGUCAAUAGAGGUGGGAUGGGAGCUACUUUGGAAGAGCAUGAACAUUAAGGAAGAGAAAGAAGUGUGGAAUUUAAAAAACAUCGGGACUGAGAUUGUUCGUAAAUGUGGUUGCCUCCCUUUGGCGAUCAAGGUUACUGCUAGUGCUUUGGCAAGCAGAGAUCUAACAGAGAACGGGUGGAGAAGGUAUUUGGACAAAUUUGGCUCCCAGAACAUGCUCUCGGAGGAAAUAGAAGGAGCUCUGUAUCUAAGCUAUGAUGAGUUACCGAUAUAUCUGAAGCAGUGUUUCCUUUAUUGUGCUUUGUAUGGUGAAGAUGUUAUCAUCGAACAUGAAGUAGUUACCUGGUUAUGGAUUGCUGAAGGCUUCAUCGAGGAGCGGGAAGGACAACUGCUGAAAGAGAUAGCAGAAGAGUACUACCAUGAGCUAAUCCUUCGGAAUCUCCUCGAGCCAGAUAUUUUAAGUUGUGACCAGGCCAAGUGCAAAAUGCAUGACCUCUUAAGACAACUUGCUUGCAAUAUAUCAAGGGAAGAAUGUUUUAUUGGAGAUAUUGAAACAUUAAGGGGUGAAAAUCUGUCAAAACUACGACGUGUUACUGCUGUUAUCAAGAAAGAUACGUUAGUGUUACCUAGAGUGGAUAAGCUGGAGGUUAAGGUGAGGACUUUCCUAACUAUGAAAGGUCCAUGGAGAAUUGAGGAUACAUUGUUCAAGAGAUUUCUGCUUCUUCGUGUUUUGGUACUGAAUUACUCACUUGUACAAAGCAUCCCAGACUAUAUAGGAAAAUUGAUACAUGUACGCCUACUUAAUCUAAAUUACACUAGCAUAUCUUGUCUUCCGGAAUCCAUUGGCUCCCUAAAGAACCUUCAAGUACUGAGCUUGAGAUGGUGUCAUGAUCUACACUAUCUUCCUUCCGCGGUGACCCAGUUGAGCAGUUUAAGAUGUCUUGACCUUUUUGGCACAAAAAUAAAUCAGGUUCCAAAAGGGAUAGGAAAAUUAAAGCUCCUCAAUCUUUUAGGAGAUUAUCCUGUUGGUGAUGGAAGUGAUAAUGCUGUUGUACAGGGUGGAUGGAACUUGAAAGAGUUGUCUUCUUUGUCGCAGAUGAGGCAUCUUGCUCUUGUUAAAUUGGAAAGAGCAGCUCACUACAGUAUAAAUGGAGUGCUUAAGGACAAAAAGCAUCUAAAAGAAUUAGUACUAUCAUGGACUAAACGUGAAGAGGGGUCAUAUUCAGAAGAAGAUGUUAGCAAUACUGAGAAGGUCUUUGAGCAGCUAAUACCUCCAUACAACCUGGAAGACCUAUCUAUUGUUAGAUUCUUUGGUCGGCAGUAUCCCACCUGGUUUGGUACCACCUAUUUGUCUUCAUUAAUAUACUUGAUCCUUGUUGAUAUACCAUCAUGUGUGCAUCUUCCAGCCAUUGGGCAGCUAUCCAACUUGAAAUAUCUGAAAAUUGAGGGAGCAUAUGCAGUUACCAAGGUUGGGCCUGAAUUUGUUGGCUGCGAGAAGGCUGAUCACGUAUGUAAUGAGUUGGUCGCUUUCCCUAAACUUGAAUGGUUGAUCUUCAUGGAUAUGCCCAGCUAGGAGGUGUGGUCUUUUUUUGAGGAAGAAGCUGCUGCUGAUGAAAGGGGGGAGGAUGGAGCUGAUGAGAUUCGAAAAGAGGAUGCCCAAUCUGCAAGGUUGAAAUUGCUGCCUCGUUUGGUGGGGUUGGUAGUCGGACGUUGCGCAAAGUUGAGGGCUCUGCCGCGACAACUCGGAGAGGACACUGCCAGCUUCAAGGAGAUUAUUUUAAAUGGAAUAAACAGCUUGAAGGUUGUCGAAGACUUCCCACGUCUCUCUGAGCUCCUUGCUAUAGAGUAUUGUGAAGGCCUGGAGAGGAUCUGCUACCUCCCUCAAGUGACAGAACUGCGUGUACGUGGUUGCCCGAAUUUAAGCAAUGUAGAGGGAUUGGGCAGUUUGCAGCGCCUGGGGUUGGGCGAGGAUAUGGAAGAAAUACCUUCACGUUGGGUGCACGGGCUUCAAGAGCAGGACCAGCGGCUUCAUGGUGAAGACCUGGAUGUCUACACGUGGUCUAGCAGUUAGAUGAGUCAAGGUAUAUAUGAACACUACAAACUGGGUGGAUAUUUUCUAUUGUAUAUUUGAUUCUCUUAGCAGCCAUGAUUCAUGUUCUGAGAAUUCAGUUUUCUCCCUCAGUGUAGUCAUGCUUAAAUUGCAUCUUCAGUUGUGUGCCACUAUGUAUGCUUAUCCAACAGAAAUGCUUAGACCUUUUACAUAGUACUAUUCCAGAAUUACUACAUGUCCAUUCGCAGCAGACUGCAAGCGUGCAAGUUGUCAAGAGUCGAAAAAUGUUGCUCUUAAGUUGCUUAAGUAUUUUCCUUGUCUAGCCAACAUGAUUUGGAAACCUGUGGUGUUGUUUACAUUCUCAUAAUUAUCCUGGUAGAGUUUAUAACAUUGGCAUCACCAUUCACAGA
Messenger RNA from Triticum dicoccoides, 3951 nucleotides. Its product is annotated as putative disease resistance protein RGA3. The transcript is spliced from 4 exons. The record is from RefSeq and is a predicted model, not a curated record. Gene Ontology annotation, biological process: defense response to other organism. Gene Ontology annotation, molecular function: ADP binding. The coding region runs from base 509 to 3064 and encodes 851 amino acids. Lineage: Eukaryota; Viridiplantae; Streptophyta; Magnoliopsida; Poales; Poaceae.